Molecule: messenger RNA, 1332 nt
Organism: Cuscuta campestris
Lineage: Eukaryota; Viridiplantae; Streptophyta; Magnoliopsida; Solanales; Convolvulaceae
Source: the annotation of a GenBank genome assembly
AGUCUUUUAAGACCAAAGUAUAGUAGGAGUACAAUGAUAGUGUGGUGUAAGAGUACGCAUUGUCAAUGUAAUGAAAAACUGAUAAUAGUGUAAUAUUUAAGUGUGAUCAGUCAACCAUCUAUGAUCCACGGGGGGGCUCUGAUGGGCGGGGAUGACAUAUGACUGCCUUUGUUUUGGGAGAUUCCACCUGCGGCGGCGGCGACGACUCCGGCGAGGAUGCCGCCGGCCACGACAAGAAGCAGGCGCUCAAGUACAAACUCGCCGCCGUAGCUUCCAUCCUGGUGGCCGGCGGCCUCGGCGUUUCCCUCCCGGUGGCCGGGAGGAGGGUCCGGUGCAUGAGCCCGGACGCGAGCCUCUUCUUCGUGGUGAAGGCGUUUGCGGCGGGGGUGAUUUUGGCCACCGGAUUCGUCCACGUCCUCCCGGACGCCUUUGAGAACUUGACUUCCCCGUGCCUCGGGGAGAGACCCUGGGGUCAGUUCCCGUUCGGCGGGUUCAUCGCCAUGCUGGCGGCCAUGGGGACUCUCAUGGUGGAUUGCUUCGCCACGUCUUAUUUCGCCAAGAGAUGCUCCGGCGACGGGAAGGUGGUCGCCGGCGAGGAAGCCGUGACGGUCCACGUCCACACGCACGCCACUCACGGCCAUGCACAUGGCGGCCAACAUGUCGUCUCAGAUGUGGAGUCUUCCUCUUCCAAUAAUCUUCUUCGACACCGUGUCGUAUCUCAGGUUUUAGAGGUGGGAAUAGUAGUUCACUCAGUGAUAAUUGGAGUAGCAUUGGGUGCAUCUCAAAGUCCUAAAACCAUAAGACCUUUGGUGGCUGCAUUGACUUUUCACCAGUUCUUUGAGGGUAUGGGACUUGGUGGCUGCAUUGCCCAGGCAGAGUUGAGGUCGAAGGCAAUUGCAGUGAUGAUUGCAUUUUUCUCCCUGACGACUCUGGUGGGGAUCGGCAUCGGAAUCGGAAUAUCAAAUGUAUACGACGAGAACAGCCAAAAGGCGUUGAUAACAGAGGGCGUUUUCAACUCCGCGUCCGCCGGAAUCCUAAUAUAUAUGGCCCUCGUCGAUCUGCUAGCCGCCGAUUUCAUGGACCCGAGGAUGCGCCGCAAUAUGAAGUUGCAAUUUGGAGCUAAUGCCUCGCUUCUCUUAGGCGCUGGCUUGAUGUCUCUCUUGGCCAAGUGGGCUUAAUCUUUUUUUUUCCUUUGAGUUCUCUCCUUUCCCCUCUUUUAUGUAUGAUUAUAUUAGGCAAUUCUUCAAAUUUUCUAGGAACCUUCCUUGACCACAAAUUGUGAUAAAUAUAUAUUUAAUUAUUAUAUAAAUGCAAUAUACUACCUCUGUCCUA